GCUGUAUGAGGCUUGUCAAGGAGCAUCUUAGCUGUUGGCAUUCAAAAUCUGAACUCAAAGCUGAAGUCCUUUGUGGAAUCAAGGAGAUUGGUAGCAUAUUGUACUGGAUGGGACUUCUUGAUAUUGUAUUGAGAGAAGUGGAUACCCGCCAUUUUAUGCAAACUGCCCCUUGGUUGGGCUUGAUUCCUGGUGCUGACGGGCAAAUAUUGCACUCUCAAGAUGGGGGAGAUAGCCCUAUGGUCACUCUGUUUAAAUCAGCAACUACUGCCACCACGUCCAACCAUAACUGUACAAAUCCAUCAUCAUUUCACACUAUAUCAAGACAAGCAGAAGCUGCUGAUUUGUUGUAUAAGGCCAAUAUUAACACUGGAAGUGUGCUGGAAUAUGCCCUUGCUUUUACAAGUGCCGCAUUAGAUAAAUACUGCAGUAAAUGGAGUGCAGCCCCAAAGACGGGAUUUAUUGAUAUUACCACUUCCAAGGACUUCUACCGGAUUUUCAGCGGACUCCAGAUUGAAUACUUGGAGGAAUCUGUUCAGCUACAAUCCAACACUUACGAAAUGUUGGGCGACUCAGUUGCUUGGGGUGGAUGUACAAUAAUCUACCUGCUUGGCCAACAAUUGCAUUUUGAACUGUUUGAUUUUUCCCAUCAAGUCCUCAAUGUUGCCGAGGUGGAGUCUGUAGCAAUAUCGCCAACACAGAAGAAUCCUAAUUUCCUCCAGGGAAUUGAAGGUUUGCUAGAAGCUAUGAAGAAAGCUAGGAGGCUAAAUAAUCACGUAUUUUCAAUGUUGAAAGCCCGCUGCCCAUUGGAAGAUAAACAGGCUUGUGCGAUCAAACAAAGUGGUGCACCAUUGCAUCGGGUAAAAUUUGAGAAUACUGUGUCUGCCUUUGAAACAUUGCCACAGAAAGGUGCCUGAGAUCUUGCUUCUAUUUUCAUUGUGGGUGCUGGCAUGGUAUGCCCGUGUUAUUGUGUAUGUAAUAUAUGUAUAUUGCUGUACUUGUUGCUCUGACAAUGAAGGAUAGUACUUUAUCAGUGAUGGUAGAGAUUCAGAUGUUGUAAAACUAAGUAAAACGAGUUCAUCAAAAUAGUUGCUGAGGCAGCAGAAUGAUAUAUUCAACUAGUUCAAA
This is a messenger RNA of Nicotiana tabacum (common tobacco), 1125 nucleotides long. The record is from RefSeq and is a predicted model, not a curated record. Lineage: Eukaryota; Viridiplantae; Streptophyta; Magnoliopsida; Solanales; Solanaceae.